AUUCACUUCUGUAUUUCUUUACCCAUUUUCACAGAUUAUGUGCGGAUUAUUCUAACUCUAGCGUCGUUUUACAACAUGACGCGUAGGCCACUUCUUACUGUUGCACUUUAUUUCACCAGUGGAAUAAUAUUAGACGUUGCAGAUGGAGUAUCAGCUCGAUACUUUGAUCAAUGUAAGUAAAGAGAGUUUAUGAUUGAUGCCUAAGACGCAGCCCAUUUGGACUGUUUAAACUUCUUCAUUAAGCCAAUAGUGAAAGUUACUAUUUAUUUUUGUUCUUGUUUGAUUCUAGGUUCCAAAUUUGGAGAGUUGUUGGAUGUUCUUCUUGACAGGUAUUUGUACCCUGUAAAUUUUUUUUCCAGGGUCCUGUAAGGCACUCAUGGACACACACCCUUGCCAACGUCAUGAUCUUGAACCGCGUUGUGAGCAAAUGCCACAGUCAUCCCAUUAUUUUCAGGAAUGGUUGAAAGAAAGACAGACAUGGUAUUAAAAGUAAAUAGGCCAAAUUUUAAUUGCAGUUUCAUUAGGGGCGAGGAACUAUGAUAUUUACCAACAUAUACUUGCUCCUAUCUUGUGGUUCUUCUCAGGUGUGGCAGAAUAGGAAUGAUGAUGGCAUUGUGUACCUUCUACCCUCAACACCUGUUUUUAUUACAGCUGCUGGUUUGCUUAGAAGUCACAGGGAGUUUUGCAAAUCUUUACAGGUACAGACUGUAGUUUUCCCGUUAUAUUGUUGCCAUGUCUGCGACGAAAAUAGAACUAGACGCUGAUGUGUUACCAAACUAGAUAAUUUUGGAGUGGUAGACCUUCGUCAGAGCGAAUUAGUUAGCCCUUCGUCAUUAGCUUUAACAAAGGGCUAACGCUCGAAACUUCAGCUUAGAAACUCUUUAUGGUGGCCAAUUCACAUUAUGGACUCAGCUGAUAAAAUCAAAAUAUCUUAUCAUACUGCCCUACUGACACAGCACCACAGUUUCUUUAGAAACUUACCCAUUUACUCAUGCGUUACCAAACUACUUCGGGUUGUCAUAAACUUUAAGUGUUUUUUUCUGGUUUUUUUUUUUAUAACAAUCACCUUCAAACUUCUCGUUCUGGCUGUUUUAUUUGUCUUUGUUCUCUCUCUUCUUCCCUAUACAGAAUUUGAUAAUGUUCUCAAUGGUGCAUACUUUGUGUGACACCAUUCUUUGCCAAAUACUUUCGACAGAUGUGCGCUGAUAACACAUUCAGUUGAUGUUUCUGCAAAGACACGCUCGCAAGAUCCAUGGCUGGUGAGGAUUUUCUUUAAGGAAGUAAGUCAGCUGGUUAUUAUACUGUGAUUUAGUCUGUAGUUUUUCCAAAAUUGAAGAAAGAUUUUUUCAAAAAAAAUUCUCAGAUGAGAAGGUUCUAAUGUGAUUUUAUGAUUUAUCAAAUAUAUUUUUCAAAGGCUUUUUCUCUUGAGGAAUUGAGAGAGCGCUGGUAAUGUGAAUGAGGUCGGAAUUAUAUUCGUUGGGAAAGGAACUGAAUUUCACAGCUUCUUGGCUACAAUUUAACUUCAAAGUUUAUCCGCCUCCUCACCUCGCGGAGCAAAUUCUCUGUGAGUCGGAGAUUCGUUGUCUAUCUCUCUCAAGAACACCACAAAAGCGCCACCAAUUCUGUUCCUGUUGUUUUAACUUUGAUGUUUUAAUUUUUUUUAAAUCACAGCCCAUUACAACACUAGUAAUUGUUGGCCAAGACGUCUGUGUUGCUAUGCUGUAUCUCCUUCACUUUUCUCCAGGACCGAUGGGUACGCCAAACUUUAACUGAACUUAUAGGUUUGGGAGAUAUUUGCGAGAAUUUCUGUCUCGCUUGAUCACCGGUCGAAUGGCGAAAAUCAUUCUCGUAGAACUAUUUUUGCCUAACCUUUUCUUAUCUGAUUUUGUUUCUUCAGUUUCCCUUGGUGGAACCGCGCACAGUCUUUGGAUGCUACUGGCUCAGAUUUGUUCUCCUUUUUUAAUCUAUCGUCAAGUGAUUGUCUGUUUCCUUUUGCUCCUUCGAUUACUUGGUGACUUAGCUGAACUGCAUCAUCAGCAACCGAAAAGCGAUAAAAAACCUAAGUGA
Messenger RNA from Pocillopora meandrina, 2067 nucleotides. The record is from the annotation of a GenBank genome assembly. NCBI's taxonomy places the organism in Eukaryota, Metazoa, Cnidaria, Anthozoa, Scleractinia, Pocilloporidae.